AUGUCUAAUAUUGUUAAGAAAAAGCCAUUGACUAAAAAUUUAAGUGCACCAGCACUCAAUCAUAACAAAUGCUGCGAACAUUGGAAAAAAGUUAAAAAAGUUCAUUUUGCGGAAGAAAGUUUGGAAAAUAAAAAGAAAUCAGACGAUCAACAUUUUGAUAAUCCAAAGUUUUUCACCGUUUUGCAAUUAGCAAAAGAAGUUGAAAAUAUUCGAAAAAUGCAGUGCUCAGCUCCGUGUGCUUCACACAAAUUGGGUUUAAAAAAUUUAAAUUUUAUGCCCGAUGAAAAAGUUUUUCAAGACUUGGUAGAAUUGCGACUCCCGGAAAAAGAAGUUGUUAAAAGUUCUAGAAGUCUAAGCAGUUUAAAAAGUAUUUCAAAAAAAGAUCCUGAACCCAAUUACAGUGAUCUUUUAAAAUUGAAUUCUUCUGUGGGGUAUGUAUUUCUUUCUAGUGCUAAUCCUGUUGUAAAAAAACAAACUCUUACUUUCGAGGGCUGUUCAUUAUAUAAAAGAGCUCAAAUAUUUUUAAAAUCUAACAAAAUGUCUUAA
Messenger RNA from Pediculus humanus corporis (human body louse), 546 nucleotides. RefSeq lists its product as uncharacterized. The record is from RefSeq and is a predicted model, not a curated record. NCBI's taxonomy places the organism in Eukaryota, Metazoa, Arthropoda, Insecta, Psocodea, Pediculidae. The transcript has 2 exons. Bases 1 to 546 code for a protein of 181 amino acids.